AGGGGAUCGGACGAUGCUGUGAAAAAUAAUUUGGCUUACGCCUUACCUUAAUCGGAAUCCGUCACAAUGGCGUUCGAUUCCGAUAAUUCUACCUCCUUCGAUGAUACCACCGAACAAAACCCUAACUUUAACUCUAACACUCUCGAAACAACCGAAGAACGAUUGCAGAUUCUGACAUUGGAUGAAUCCAACGGCAUUGCCGACGUCGAGAAGACGUCUAAUCAACAAGGUUUGGGUGCGGCAGAGAAUGGAUUGGUCGUCCCAGAGCAUGAUGGAAGACCGGAGCCUCAAAUCGACGAACCGCUCGCGAGCGGUUCCCCGAUGAUUUCGACAGCGUCCGAAACUGGUGAAGAGGUUCGAGAGCUUUCUUCUACUGGCGUUGCGUUCAGAGACAACUCUAAAACUCUCGAAACAACCGAAGAACAACUGCAGAUGCUGACAUUGGUCGAAUUGAACGGCUUUGCCAACGUCGAGGAGACGUCCAAUCAACAAGGUUUGGGCGAGGCAGAGAAUGGAUUGGCGGUCCUCCCAGAGCAUGAUGGAAGACCGGAACCGCUCGCGAGCAGUGCUCCGAUGAUUUCAACAGCGUCCAAAACUGGUGAAGAGGUUCGAGAGCUUUCUUCUGCUGGCGUUGCGUUCAGAGACAACUCAGAGCUUGAAGCUGAUCAGCCAUUGAGCCCUAGUAGCAGCGGAUACGCUGGAGAAAGGGGUAGCAGCAGUACUACCAGUGCAUCUGGAAUCGAGGAGUUUGAUGGCGACGAAAUCAGUGAAAUUGCUGAAGCAGUGGCUCCACAGGAUGGUUCUGGUGACGCUUCUGCGGAUUCUGUCCCGUGGAUUCCUGGAAAACGGCAUGUCGAUGAGGAUGAUGCUUCAAUUUCUUGGAGAAAAAGGAAAAAGCAUUUUUUUGUUCUAAGUCACUCUGGCAAGCCAAUAUACUCCAGGUAUGGAGAUGAAUACAAGCUUGCAGGAUUUUCGGCAACCUUGCAAGCUAUCAUUUCCUUUGUGGAGAAUGGGGGAGAUCAUGUCAAAUUUGUAAGGGCAGGGAAACACCAGGUGGUUUUUCUUGUCAAGGGACCAAUUUACUUAGUCUGCAUAAGUUGUACUGAAGAACCAUAUGAAGCAUUAAAGGGGCAAUUGGAUCUUAUAUAUGGUCAGAUGAUACUUAUUUUGACGAAGUCAGUAAACAGAUGCUUUGAGAAGAACCCAAAAUUCAAUAUGACACCCUUGCUUGGAGGGACAGAGGCUGUUUUCUCAUCACUGAUUCAUUCCUUCAGCUGGAACCCUGCUACUUUUCUUCAUGCUUAUACUUGCCUCCCUCUUGCAUACCCAACAAGGCAAGCGGCUGGUGCUAUACUGCAAGAUGUUGCUGAAUCUGGGGUCCUUUUUGCAAUAUUGAUGUGUAAGCACAAGGUUGUCAGUCUUGUUGGUGCACAAAAAGCUUCCCUUCACCCUGAUGAUAUGCUGCUACUUUCCAAUUUUAUCUUGUCUUCUGAAUCCUUUAGGACAUCCGAAUCAUUCUCACCAAUCUGCUUGCCAAGAUAUAAUCCUAUGGCCUUUCUUUAUGCUUAUGUUCGUUACCUUGAUGUAGACACUUACUUGGUGUUGCUUACGACUAGUUCUGAUGCUUUCUAUCAUCUUAAAGACUGCAGGAUUCGUGUUGAAAUGGUCCUUUUGAAGUCAAAUGUUCUCAGUGAAGUUCAGAGAUCCACGCUAGAUGGUGGUCUGCAAGUUGAGGAUCUUCCUCUCGAUCCUUCUCCUCGCUCGGGAUCUUUAUCUCCCCAUUUGGGGCAGGACAGACUUUUGACUGAAUCUCAGGAGAGAUUCAAAGAAGCAUAUGUUGGAAUUGGUGGUCCUGCUGGACUUUGGCAUUUCAUUUAUCGAAGCAUUUACCUGGAUCAGUAUGUAUCUUCAGAGUUCUCACCACCAAUUAACAGUUCCAGCCAGCAAAAAAGACUCUAUAGAGCCUACCAAAAGCUGUACGCUUCCAUGCAUAAUCGAGGAAUUGGGCCCCAUAAAACUCAGUUUAGAAGAGAUGAAAACUACGUUCUUUUAUGCUGGAUGACUCAGGAUUUUGAACUUUAUGCGGCAUUUGAUCCACUUGCUGACAAGGCUCUGGCUAUAAACACCUGCAACAGAGUCUGUCAGUGGGUGAGAGAUGUGGAAAAUGAAAUUUUCCUGCAAGGAGCUAGCCCUUUUUCAUGGUAAAAUUUUCAUAAAUAAAAUGCAUACACAAUGUUAUUUAGUAUUAUGCUUUUAAUGAAAUAC
Telopea speciosissima is the source of this 2265-nucleotide messenger RNA. RefSeq names its product vacuolar fusion protein MON1 homolog. Gene Ontology annotation, biological process: vesicle-mediated transport; protein targeting to vacuole. The transcript is spliced from 14 exons. The coding region runs from base 67 to 2205 and encodes 712 amino acids. Lineage: Eukaryota; Viridiplantae; Streptophyta; Magnoliopsida; Proteales; Proteaceae. The record is from RefSeq and is a predicted model, not a curated record.